Lolium perenne is the source of this 465-nucleotide messenger RNA. RefSeq lists its product as uncharacterized. Lineage: Eukaryota; Viridiplantae; Streptophyta; Magnoliopsida; Poales; Poaceae. The record is from RefSeq and is a predicted model, not a curated record.
AUGACCACGGUGUUAGUGAUGGUGACAGUUAGGCUUGGAAGAACAAGAGGCAUGAGUGGGCUGACGCAAUGUGGAAAGAUAGAGGAUUGCAUUGGGGAUAUUGAUGGUACUCAUGUGACUGCAGAUGUAUCAAGAUUAAUGUCUACAACAUUCCACGGGAGGAAACACUACACCAGCCAGAACGUGCUAGCAGCUGUGGAUUUUGAUAUGAGGCUCGCAUACGUGCUUGCUGGUUGGGAGGGUUCAGCUCAUGAUGCAAGCAUCAUGUCAGACAACUUGUCAAGGCCUGAUGGGUUGCAAAUCCCUAAGGGUUGGGGCGAGGAUGACUUCUUCCAAGAGGUUAUCACUUUUGAUGAAGUUGAGACUGGCCGUGGCGUGGAGGUAGGCGACAUAGAAGCCUGGAAGGGAAAGAGGCAAGAGAGUGCAGAUGCAAUGUGGGAAGCCAAAGUCCACGCCACCAAUUGA